Messenger RNA from Rhodamnia argentea, 1186 nucleotides. RefSeq names its product coiled-coil domain-containing protein 115. The transcript has 8 exons. Gene Ontology annotation, cellular component: extrinsic component of endoplasmic reticulum membrane. The record is from RefSeq and is a predicted model, not a curated record. Gene Ontology annotation, biological process: vacuolar proton-transporting V-type ATPase complex assembly. The coding region runs from base 302 to 997 and encodes 231 amino acids. Lineage: Eukaryota; Viridiplantae; Streptophyta; Magnoliopsida; Myrtales; Myrtaceae.
UAAUCCCGAUGCGGAUGGUCCCGUUUUGACUGAGCAGAGAAAGAGAUACCUCUCGAUUCCUCAAAUCGGAACGCCGCCUCCCGUCGCGUCCGCCGUCGCUCCCUCGUCCGCCGAACACCGCCGGCCGCCGGCGCUUCGACCAUCGUCCUCCCGCCGGUUCGCCCCGAUCCGUCUUUCGGCUCGUGUAUCAGGAAUUCUGGUACCGGAGAACUUGAACUGAACACGUUGGAGUUUGAACCGAGUUGAAUUUGGCUGGAUUUUAGUCCCAGCAACAGACUUGACUCGCAGUCUCGGAAGCUCCAUGGGAGAAGGGGAGGCAACAGGAAGCAUUGAAAUUGCUGGUCAGAAUCAGCAUAAGGAUGAAGGAGGAGAAGUUGGAUUUGAAGCAAAGGAUCAGAACCUUAAUAUUUUGGAAUUCCUGGAUUCAUUGGACAGCUACCUGAUCCUUAUGGAUUCUUUAUCCUCGACACUUCGCCAGGGGUGGUUCGAAUUGGCUGGUGCUCGACAUUCCAUGGGUGCUUCACGAAUCAAUAGUGCUUUAUUGGACCUGAAGAACCAUUCUGCUGCUACACACUUGCAUGCGAACCAUCAUGACUUUGAAUCCAGUGCGAGAGAGCCUCUCUUUCGCUUGUGUAAGUGGGCCUCAUCUGUCGAUACCCGAGAAUGUUGCUCUAGUGGAGAUGAAAUUGGCAAGGAAAAACUGCAGGAGAAAUUUGAUGGUACACAGUUACGACGACGUGGCACUGCUCCAUCUUCUGAAUUGCAGGAGAAAGUAUCGAAAGAUGGGGUUUCUCAACCGGUAGUUAACAACAUGGUCCAGAAGGAGCGAGCCAAAUCACUCUCUGUGUUUGGAACUCUAGUAUCCCCGAAGCUUCGAGCUGCUCAAUUUUCAUUUGAAACAGCAUUGGAGACACUUGUACAGAUAGCAAACAUGCGUUCAUCUAUGCUAUCCGCAUUUGAUGAAGUCAAGAAAGAGUUGGAUGUAAUGAAGCCAUGACUUGUUGACCGCUUAGCCUCUUAUGGUAUAUGAGUGAGAUACUCCACGUGCAUAUACAGAGAACACCAUCCUUGAGGAAGAGCACAGGACGAUUGUUCCCAUUUAAGCUUUACCUCGAAUCAAGUUGGGAUCAUGUAAUGGGGUUACCAACUUUUAUUUGAGUUAGUUACCAAUGUUUAUUUGAUUUUU